UUUUAACUCACCACCACCGACCGACUACCCUUUCUGUGCCAGCGAACUGGGCAUUGGGCAAGCAAAAAUGUCUUCUUCGUCUUCGAGCAAAUUUUGAAUUCCAGUGAGAGAGAGAGAGAAAUUUCUCUCUUCAAAAUUCAAAGAUACAAAAAUGGCGAAAGGAACAACAGUUGGGGGUGGCCAAAACCUUCCUGCAGACGUGACUCAACUCAUCGAUCAAUUGGACCGCCAUUGCUUGUCUCCCGAUGGAGCUCUCCUCUCCAAAUCUUCCUACGACGAUCUCCAACUCGCGAGAGAGGAAAUGUCGAGAGAGAGAUUGCGUUACUUGGAAGCCACGGCUAUUUACUGUGAGGCAAUUGCAAUGGUGGAAGAUUAUCAACAGGCUGUUUCAGUGGCUUCACUUGUAGGUAUUCGAGACGUCCACGGUCUGUACCCUCAACUUGGUUUGAAGAACUCUCCUCAGGUUUACGAGGCACUUGAGCACCGGCUCGUUGUUGCAGAAGCAGCUCAAAAAUUGAGGCUACCUCUGAUUUCCAAAGAUGGUGAGAUUCAUGAAGAAGAAAUUGAAAAAUGGAGUAUAAAGUCAAGAAGCUCCCUUGAUAGUACCAGUACCAGUACCAGUGUCACAAUUACCUCAAGCUCAAACUCUACAAAUUACACAAAUAUUUCUGCAAUUAGCACCACUGGUGGUGCAACUAAUGCACUCUCUAGCAGCACUACUGAUGCAGCUGAACCUGGAGUUGGUGGUGUUCCUUGUAGAUACCUUGGAAUAACGCCUGCUUAUUUAUGGCAAACUCAGCUCCAACAAGCACCAUUAUCCAUAGGCAUGGCCGAGUACCAGAUGCCACUUUUCCGUGAAAUUGAUGGUCGUUUAAAAGCUAAAUGUGAUAAGUUAGCAGAUGCCUUUGUGAUGGAUGAUAUUGACAUGUCAUCUGGUAAUCAAAAUUCAAGUGCUCGGCUUCCAGAAAGGGUAAAGUUAAUUAUUGAGGAGAUUGAGAGGGAAGAGGCAGCUCUGAGGGAGGAUUUGUAUUCUGCAGACAGAAAAUUUGCAGAAUAUUACAGUGUCUUGGAGCAGAUACUUGGUGUGCUCAUCAAGCUUGUUAAAGAUUUGAAGUUGCAACAUCAACAUAAAUAUGAUGAACUGCAAAAAACUUGGUUGUGCAAAAGGUGUGAGACAAUGAAUGCAAAAUUGAGGGUUCUAGAGCAUAUUCUUUUGCUUGAGACUUAUACUCGAGAAUCAAUUCCAGCUCUCUGUAAAGUAAGGAAAUAUCUGGUUGAGGCUAUAGAGGAAGCUUCACUUGCAUACAAUAAAGCAGUCACCCGCCUUCAUGAAUACCAAGGUGUUGAUACCCACUUUGAUACGAUUGCAAGGCAGUACCAUGACAUAGUAAAGAAAUUGGAAAAUAUGCAAUGGACGAUUCGCCAAGUUGAAAUGGACCUAAAAGGAUUGCCAGAUCACCCAAGUACCUAAAUGUUAUCAUUCUAUUAGCUGCUACAUUUAAAAAUUAUGUUUUGCUGUAUCAUGGCUGAAGUAAUUAAUGGAUAUCGCCAUUUUUUAAAAACAUUUUUUUGAUUUUGUGUAAUGUAUGUAGUUCAUGAUAUAUCUAUUGGUAAGACAUGCCUGUUAUUUAUUUUCACAUGCAUGUAUCCCAACUGGAAUAUCAGACACUAUUUUUAUUUUUCACAUGAUAUAUCAUUGUCUAUUGAAAGAGAAACCAAGUUAUCCAACUGGUGCUUAAUUGUCGAGUAAAAGAAUUUUAUAAUAUGUUGUUUGUGAGAAA
This is a messenger RNA of Camellia sinensis, 1781 nucleotides long. RefSeq names its product AUGMIN subunit 4. Gene Ontology annotation, biological process: spindle assembly. The record is from RefSeq and is a predicted model, not a curated record. Gene Ontology annotation, cellular component: HAUS complex. Gene Ontology annotation, molecular function: microtubule minus-end binding. Lineage: Eukaryota; Viridiplantae; Streptophyta; Magnoliopsida; Ericales; Theaceae.